AGUCGACAACUACUACUUAUACUGCCAUCUGAUGCGAGACAAUGGCUAACAAAGAGAUUUUUUUGUUGAUUAACUCUAAUCGUACGGACAUUGGAAUUAUCACCGAAUAACUGGUCCAUCAGAAAAUCGGUCGGUUUAUUGGUCAGUCAUUACCGGUUCAUACAAACACAUACCAGCUAUGGAUGACAUUGUCAUACGUCCGGAUGUGUUAAACAAAUUGAAAAAUCACCUAUCGGAUCAGUCAUAUAUGGACGCCAUAAAGAAUUCAUCGAAAUUUAAUGUCAGACUCGUCAAUGAGAGACGUCUUCGGCUGCCAUUUCUCGACUCGCAGACCGGUGUCGCGCAAAGUGAUUCCUAUAUAUGGGCCGAUAAAGUGGACCGAAUGCCCGGCCACACCAACGCUGAGCUCUACUCGUAUCCGGCCCGUCGAUGGAAGAAAAAGAGACGACAAUAUCUUAUGAAUGACAACUAUCUGAGAGAACGAAUCAAACGCGAGAUCGAAAUCAAUGGCGGCGAAGAAGUUGGUAACAGUACUGUCGAAAACAAUAGUCGACUGGAAUCGGCCGAGACGUUCGAGAAGAUUAUCGAAGAGUCAAAGGAGUCUUGGUUUCGGGACUUUGAUGACGGCAAUGAUAUGCCCGAUGCCGGCGAACUUGAUGAUCCCGAGUCUGAUUUUGAUGACUACGAAGAAUAUUCGGCCAGAAAGAAGAAGAAAAAGAAAGACACACCGAAAAGGAAAAGAGUCGAGUAUUCGGACGCAGAAAAACCAUUCUCGUGUGACGUUUGCGGCGCCCGAUAUAAGACACGUCCCGGUCUUUCAUAUCACUAUUCGCAUAGCCAUCAAAACGAUGGAUCAAAUGGUAGUUCGAACAGUGCAACGAACGCGUCGAACAACAACAUGUCUAGAGGUCCUAUGGAUGACGAAGACAUGCCAUACACACCACCCCGUCAGGUACAUCCACAACAACCACCACAGACAUUGCCUCAACAAUCAACACCUGUUUCUUCACUUCCACAGCAACAACAACAGACACUCACCAGUAUGACACCAUCAGCAGCAGCAGCACCKCAUACWAUGCCGCCAAUGCCAUCAUCAUCGCAAACUAUGCCACCACAACAUUCCUCAUCAUCAUUAUCAUUGGCUCCUAAUAAUAAUAGUAAUAGUAGUAGUAGUAGUGCUCCAAAGUCUGACGAUAGUGAAGGCUCAAAAGGCAGCAUUUCCGGUAAGCCAAUGGCCUCUCCGAGUCAGUACUGCGACUUUUGUUUGGGUGAUUCGGCCGAAAAUAAGAAGACAAAAAAUGCAGAAGAAUUGGUCUCGUGUUCUGAUUGCGGCCGAUCGGCUCAUCCGACUUGUCUUCAGUUUACCCCAAAUAUGGUUUUAUCUGUUGCCAAAUAUCGGUGGCAAUGCAUUGAAUGCAAGUCUUGCGGACUGUGCGGCACUUCAGACAAUGAUGACCAAUUGCUCUUCUGCGAUGACUGCGAUCGAGGAUAUCAUAUGUAUUGUCUCUCACCUCCACUAUCGGAACCACCGGAAGGCUCUUGGAGUUGUCAUCUCUGYAUUGAAGAAUAUCAUACACCGAAAAAGUGAUGAUUUAUAGUUAACCACAUCAACAACAAUACAAUAAUUUUAAAUUAGAAAUUUACAAACUUUUAAAAAACUAAAUUUAAUAAUCAUUUUAUAUAAUAUGAUAUACUCUUUUUAAAAAUUUUAUUUAAUGGGUAUAUUAGAGAAACAAAACAAAUAUAUAUAUUUUGCAUUCUUUAUAAUUUAUUAUUACCGGUAAAUAUAAUUUUAUUGAAACGUAUGUACAAUAAUAAUAAUAUAAUGUUGUCGGUAAAUGCUUUAGUGUGGGGUAUUCGGGGUAUACUUUACAUUAUACCUAUUGCCAUAUAUACUGUAUACACUAUACCAUCAAAUAGUGAUUGUUGAUCACAAUAAUUGUUAUUUAUCGGUAAUAAUCUCAACAUACGCUCAAUGAAACAGCUAAUUAAAAAACACCGAAUCAAUGAUUGAUUAGUUGAUAUAUAAAAUCUAUAAUCUUAAAUCUUAAUAAUAAUAAUUAUUAUUUAUUUUUUCGGGUAAUCACUUGUAAUAUUUAAUGUAUAAUUUACAACAAAAAUAAAGUGUGUGUUGUUUUUCAGUACAAUUUUAAUAUAUUAUAUCUCGUGACGUAGUAUUAGUGACAAAGUCACAGAAAUUGAAUGGUCGCUAACUGCG
Oppia nitens is the source of this 2218-nucleotide messenger RNA. RefSeq names its product zinc finger protein neuro-d4-like (gene d4). Lineage: Eukaryota; Metazoa; Arthropoda; Arachnida; Sarcoptiformes; Oppiidae. Gene Ontology annotation, biological process: nervous system development. The record is from RefSeq and is a predicted model, not a curated record. The coding region runs from base 179 to 1588 and encodes 469 amino acids. Gene Ontology annotation, cellular component: nBAF complex. The transcript has 7 exons.